GCCGUCUGUAGUUAACUCCAUCUCCACCUUUUUACAUUUAAUUCCCUUUAUUAAUCUUUGCAACACCAAAGACGUUCACAAUCCGACUCCACUCCUUACUCUCUUUAAAUAAACUUUUUCGCCCAAACAUAGCUUCAACGACACCAAACAAUGGCUAUGAAAUCUGAGAACCCCGACGGCAAGGCUCUGCUGACUAGAAGAAGCUGCUUCUUUGUUUUCUCUCUUUAGUGAUGAACCUCAUAGUCGUAUAUUCAGAUAGAUGUACUCAAGAUGAUGUUCCAAGUGAUGAGAACCUCUCUGAAGAAGACGAGUCCAAGUUGCCAUUGCAGUUAGCUAUUGUGGGUAGGCCUAACGUUGGGAAAUCAACAUUGCUCAAUGCAUUGUUGGAAGAAGAGCGUGUGUUGGUGGGUCCAGAAGCUGGUCUCACUAGAGAUGCUGUGAGAGUUCAGUACGAGUUUCAGGGCAGGACCGUCUAUAUGGUUGACACUGCUGGUUGGUUAGAGAGAACAGAGCGAGACAAAGGACCAGCGUCUUUAAGUAUCAUGCAGUCAAGAAAGAGUCUGAUGCGUGCACAUAUUGUCGCUUUAGUUCUCGAUGCUGAAGAGGUUCUGUCAUAUUCAAACAUAGUUGCCUUCUUUCUGUUGCAAAACUAAAGCGAUGACAUGUUUUUUGUUCCAGAUCAUAAAAUCUCAACGCAGUAUGACACAUUCAGAAGUAGUUAUAGCUAGACGGGAUGUAGAAGAAGGACGUGGUUUAGUCGUUAUCGUUAACAAAAUGGAUUGUCUAAGAGGGAAACAAAACUCUGAGAUGUACAAGAAAAUCAAAGAAGCUGUUCCCAUUGAAGUUCAGGCAGUUAUUCCACAGGUUAUCUGAUCUGUCAUUACUCCUUAGUAAUAAUUGAAAGAAAGAAACCGAUCUUUUGUGAACUCUUGAGGUUCUUGAGCGAUGAGAAACAUAAUGUUUUGGUUACAGACAGGAAUCCCUGUUGUGUUCACCUAUGCAUUAGAGGGAAGAGGACGUUUACAAGUAAUGAACGUUUACAAGUAAUGAACGAAGUCAUUGGCACAUACACGAGAUGGUGCUCUAGACUUUCACUGGACGCCUCAACCGCUGGUUAAUUAAGGAUGAUGGAAUCACAAAGAUAUUAUAUCAAUCAUUAAUAUCCUGUUAAAUAAUUGUAACUUACAUAUCCCAUAGAAAUUCAUAGUCUAUUAACAUUAAAAAUGAAA
This is a messenger RNA of Brassica napus (rape), 1229 nucleotides long. Its product is annotated as GTPase Der-like. Lineage: Eukaryota; Viridiplantae; Streptophyta; Magnoliopsida; Brassicales; Brassicaceae. Gene Ontology annotation, molecular function: GTP binding. The transcript has 2 exons. The coding region runs from base 231 to 653 and encodes 140 amino acids. The record is from RefSeq and is a predicted model, not a curated record.